AUGUUGCAAGUAGAUUUUUCAAUGCAUGGGACAGGAAUUUUGAAUCUUGAACGUGCAGUUCUACCACCUGGUAGAAGUAGGCUUGCUAUACCACUUGACGCGACAUUCAAUACAAUAUCGCGAUUAGACCGUAAAGAGACGAGGAGGUUUUUGGUUCCUAGAACAAGUAUUGAGAAAGUGAAUGUUAAGCAACCGAAAGCCGAAGUAGAAGAAACACCCCCUAAUGUGGCCAAUGAGUUUAAUCCAAAUGAGAUUGUGCGUGAUUCAAGAUGUAGGAAACAAAUUCACGAGUAUGCUCUGAAUAUUCAAGACCAAGUGAGGAGGGCAUAUAUAUUGAAGGGUCCAACGCAACCAGAUUUAGCAAGAUUUCCUCGUACUCAAUUUGGAAAGUAUUCAAGAGCAUUUUUUAAAGCAUGGUAUAAGAAUUAUAUAUGGAUUGAAUACAGUGAGUUGAAAGAUGCAACUUAUUGUUUCUAUUGCUUUCUCUUUAAGCCGUCCGGGAGGGCCGAACACUUUGGUUAUGAAGUCUUCAACAAAGACGUAUAUAAGGAUUGGAAGCAUGCAUCUAAAGGCUUUAAAGAUCAUAUUGGUAGUCAUGAUAGUAAGCACAACUCAUGUAUGAAGCACUAUGACGAUUAUAAUAAUCAAAGACAAAGUGUGACAAGUAUCUUUGCUAGAGCAACUAGGGAAUUAGAAGAAUUGUAUAAGAUCCGUUUGACUUGUUCUUUAGAUUGUACUAGAUAUCUCAUAGCACAAGGAAUUUCUUUUCGUGACCAUGAUGAAAGUUUUACUUCUCUAAACAAGGGAAACUUUAGAUAG
Vicia villosa (hairy vetch) is the source of this 819-nucleotide messenger RNA. RefSeq lists its product as uncharacterized. The record is from RefSeq and is a predicted model, not a curated record. The transcript has 2 exons. The coding region runs from base 1 to 819 and encodes 272 amino acids. Lineage: Eukaryota; Viridiplantae; Streptophyta; Magnoliopsida; Fabales; Fabaceae.